ACUCCUAGAGCCCAGGCCAAGAGCCGAAGUCAGGGAGCAUACCCGGGAAACUAAGGACAGUAGCCUAAGAGGACGUGCCUGGGAGGGGGAGGCUGUGUGUGACAUUCAGGGUGUGACUGCCUCGGUGAGGCUGUGUGUCUCCUUAGCCACCCGCGCUCUGGGCUUGGGUACCCGUGCCUAGGUCUGCUGUGCGCGGUUGUGACACCGAAUGUGCUGGUUCCUGGGUCCUCAGUGCACACCGACCCGGGAGACCUCAUUGGCACCCCGGAGCUGGGCCUCCCCGGCGCUGUCGCUCAGUGACGCGGGCGCUCCUCCAGGACCGCGGCGGUCGCCCGCCGGCUGUGACCUCGGUCCUCGCGGGGCCGCUGCGGGGGCGGGGAGCGCAGUCCCCCUCCCUGUCGCGGGCUCCUGGCUCGGCCGCCCUGCGCGGGGGCGGGGGCGGGGGCGGAGCGCGCGGGCGGGAUCCCCCCCGCCUCCCCGUCCUGGUCCCCGGGAAAUCCAGCCUCCGUGGCUUGGCCGCCUCCGGCUCCCGCUCCCGCGGCCGCUCAGCGCUCGCUCGGGGCUCCGCAGCCCGCGCGGCCCCUUAGCUGGGGACUCCGCAGUGCCGGGUCCCGGAGCUGCACUCGCGCCCGCAGUCGUAGCGCCCCCGGCCCGGGCCGCCGGCACCAUGUAACCCCGGCCGGAGCCCGACCGGGCCAGGAGCCAGUGGUCCUGCGCCUGCUGAAGUUAGGAUUCUACCUCGUGGUGGGGAUCCUGACGUCAAGGAUGGGACACCCCGGAUGGAGGUUCCUGGGGCCUGGCCCCCAACAAUAUGAAGAGCCUUUGCUGAGGCCAUGAGGGGUUACCAUGGCGACCGAGGCAGCCAUCCCCGCCCAGCCCGCUUUGCUGACCAGCAGCAUAUGGACGUGGGCCCAGCUGCCAGGGCCCCGUACCUGCUGGGCUCCAGGGAGGCCUUCUCCACCGAGCCCCGCUUCUGUGCUCCAAGAGCUGGCCUGGGACACCUUUCUCCAGAAGGGCCCCUGAGCCUGAGUGAGGGCCCAUCAUCCGUAGGCCCUGAGGGAGGCCCAGGGGGGGUGGGGCCUGGGGGAGGCAGCAGUACCUUCCCCAGGAUGUACCCCGGCCAGGGCCCCUUCGACACCUGUGAAGACUGUGUAGGCCACCCACAGGGCAAGGGUGCCACCCGCCUGCCUCCCACACUCCUGGAUCAGUUUGAAAAGCAGUUACCAGUUCAACAAGAUGGCUUCCACACACUCCCAUACCAGCGAGGUCCAGCAGGGCCUGGGCCUGGACCUGGAUCUGGCCCUGCCCCUGAAGCUCGCAGCGAGAGUCCUAGCCGCAUCCGGCACCUGGUUCACUCUGUGCAGAAGCUCUUUGCCAAGUCCCACUCUCUGGAGGCACCCGGGAAGCGAGACUAUAAUGGGCCCAAGGCCGAGGGAAGAGGUGGCUCAGGGGGAGACAGCUACCCUGGCCCAGGCUCUGGAGGCCCUCACACCUCUCACCACCACCAUCACCACCACCAUCACCACCACCACCAGUCCCGGCAUGGCAAACGGAGCAAGAGCAAGGACCGCAAGGGGGAUGGGCGCCACCAGACCAAGGCCACAGGCUGGUGGAGCUCUGAUGACAAUUUGGACAGUGACAGUGGCUUUCUGGCGGGUGGGAGGCCCCCUGGAGAGCCUGGGGGUCCCUUCUGCCUGGACGCUCCAGACGGGUCCUACCGGGACUUGAGCUUCAAGGGCCGUUCGGGUGGGUCAGAAGGCCGCUGCCUUGCAUGCACUGGCAUGUCCAUGUCACUGGAUGGACAGUCGGUCAAGCGAAGUGCCUGGCAUACCAUGAUGGUCAACCAGGGCCGGGACGGAUACCCAGGGGCCGGGCCAGGCAAGGGGCUCCUGGGUCCAGAGACCAAGGCCAAAGCCAGGACUUAUCACUAUCUGCAGGUGCCGCAAGAUGACUGGGGGGGUUACCCCACGGGUGGCAAGGAUGGGGAGAUACCCUGUCGCAGGAUGCGGAGCGGCAGCUAUAUCAAAGCCAUGGGGGAUGAGGAGAGUGGAGACUCAGACGGUAGCCCCAAGACAUCUCCCAAAGCACUCGCCCGACGCUUUGCCUCCCGCCGCUCUUCCAGCGUGGACACAGCCAGGAUCAACUGCUGUGUCCCACCCCGGAUCCAUCCCCGGAGUUCCAUCCCUGGCUACAGCCGUUCCCUCACCACUGGACAGCUCAGCGAGGAGUUCAACCAGCAGCUGGAGGCCGUGUGCGGGUCCGUGUUUGGGGAGCUUGAGUCCCAGGCCGUGGACGCCCUGGACCUGCCCGGCUGUUUCCGCAUGCGGAGCCACAGCUACCUCCGGGCCAUCCAGGCCGGCUGCUCUCAAGACGACGACUGCCUACCCCUCCUUGCUGCCCCUGCCUCUGUCUCAGGGAGGCCCGGCUCCUCCUUCAACUUCAGAAAGGCCCCGCCCCCCAUCCCGACGGGAAGCCAGGCCCCACCCCGCAUCUCCAUCACCGCCCAGAGCAGCACUGACUCUGCCCAUGAGAGCUUCACUGCAGCAGAGGGCCCAGCCCGGCGCUGUAGCUCCGCGGACGGGCUGGAUGGCCCGGCCAUGGGCGCACGCACCCUCGAGUUGGCGCCGGUGCCACCCCGGGCCAGCCCCAAGCCCCCCACACUCAUCAUCAAGACUAUCCCCGGCCGGGAGGAGCUGAGGAGCCUGGCGCGGCAGCGGAAGUGGCGGCCGUCCAUUGGGGUGCAGGUGGAGACAAUCUCAGACUCGGACACCGAGAACAGGAGCCGAAGAGAGUUCCACUCCAUUGGCGUUCAGGUGGAAGAGGACAAAAGGCGGGCAAGGUUCAAGCGCUCCAACAGCGUGACCGCCGGUGUGCAGGCAGACCUGGAGCUGGAGGGCUUGGCUGGCCUGGCCACUGUGGCCACAGAAGACAAGGCCCUGCAGUUCGGACGUUCCUUCCAGAGGCACGCCUCUGAGCCCCAGCCCGGACCCCGGGCCCCCACCUACUCAGUCUUCCGCACGGUCCACACGCAGGGCCAGUGGGCCUACCGCGAGGGCUACCCACUGCCGUACGAGCCGCCAGCCACUGAUGGGUCGCCUGGCCCUACCCCUAUCCCCGCCCCUGGUCCCGGGUCCGGCCGCCGAGAUUCUUGGAUGGAGCGCGGUUCACGUAGCCUCCCCGACUCAGGCCGCACGUCCCCCUGCCCACGGGACGGCGAGUGGUUCAUCAAGAUGCUGCGGGCAGAGGUGGAGAAACUGGAACAUUGGUGCCAGCAGAUGGAGCGUGAGGCGGAGGACUAUGAGCUUCCGGAGGAGAUCCUGGAGAAGAUUCGCAGUGCCGUGGGCAGUACACAGCUUCUCCUAUCUCAGAAGGUCCAGCAGUUCUUCAGGCUGUGUCAGCAAAGCUUGGACCCCACUGCGUUCCCUGUGCCCACCUUCCAGGACCUGGCUGGUUUCUGGGACCUCCUGCAGCUCUCCAUUGAAGAUGUGACCCUCAAGUUCCUGGAGCUACAACAACUCAAGGCCAACAGCUGGAAACUCCUGGAGCCUAAGGAGGAGAAGAAGGUCCCUCCGCCCAUACCAAAGAAGCCCUCGCGGGGGCGGGGCGUGCCGGUGAAGGAGCGCUCCCUGGACUCCGUGGACCGGCAGCGGCAGGAAGCGCGCAAGCGGCUCCUGGCGGCCAAGCGCGCCGCCUCGUUCCGCCACAGUUCGGCUACCGAGAGCGCGGACAGCAUCGAGAUCUACAUCCCCGAGGCCCAGACCAGGCUGUGACCCGCCCGGGCCCUCCAACCCGGCCCCGGGCGCGCAGUUUUCUACCCGUACUGUACACCCAGCGUCGAGGUCACUGUGAACGCGGGCAGCUCCGUGCGCCCGCCCUGCCGGCACCGCACGCCCCGGCUCCUGCCCGCCGCACUUUCGUGGGUUUUUUACCUUCCUGAUCCCACGCAAAGGCGCCCGGGCUAGGCUGGGGGCCGUGCCUCUCCGCCCAGCGCCCCUCACUAGGAACUCCCAUCUUCCUGGUCCGACGCUUUGUCCUCACUUUUUCCCCUCCAUGGGCACCAUCUCUGCCAUUAUUUUACACCCCCCACACCCCUACGGGCCAGGCCGGGCCGGGUCCCCCAUCUGGGCUCUGCGUCUCUCCCACACCCCGCGGGGCUGGGCUUCGUGGGGAUCAAGCUUCGUGGCUUUUUAUGAAGAAUCCCGAACCCCGCCUAGGAGCCCGCUCCACCUUCCCAGGGCUCCCAUCCUUAGCCCUCCGCCCACAGGGCCCAGGGACCACAGUGGCUGGACCAACCCAGGACCAGGGCGCCUGGGCCUCUCCUCUUUCCCUCAUCUGGGGAGGGGAGACAGGGGCUUUCCCUCACCACACCUGUGGCUGUUCCCACAUCCCUUUGACUAUCCCAGGAAAAAUAAAACCGCAGAACUGCACCGGA
Microtus oregoni (creeping vole) is the source of this 4432-nucleotide messenger RNA. RefSeq names its product DLG associated protein 3 (gene Dlgap3). Lineage: Eukaryota; Metazoa; Chordata; Mammalia; Rodentia; Cricetidae. The record is from RefSeq and is a predicted model, not a curated record. Gene Ontology annotation, molecular function: molecular adaptor activity. Gene Ontology annotation, biological process: signaling. The coding region runs from base 834 to 3770 and encodes 978 amino acids. Gene Ontology annotation, cellular component: postsynaptic specialization; glutamatergic synapse. The transcript is spliced from 12 exons.